Molecule: messenger RNA, 1781 nt
Organism: Sarcophilus harrisii (Tasmanian devil)
Lineage: Eukaryota; Metazoa; Chordata; Mammalia; Dasyuromorphia; Dasyuridae
Product: glycine N-acyltransferase-like protein 2
Exons: 6
Coding region: 218-1138 (306 amino acids)
Cellular component (GO): mitochondrion
Molecular function (GO): glycine N-acyltransferase activity
Source: RefSeq, a predicted model, not a curated record
GCCAGGGUCAUUUUAGCAAUGGGCGAGGAAGGAAGAAGGCAAUUGCGGAGAUCCUGCUUCCAUCCGUUCACUUCUACCCCUAAAGACCAAGAAUAAAGACUAAGGACUUUUGCUUAUCCUGACUCUGGCUGAUUCUAAGAUAUCCUGGGUAUUAGCGCGGUCAUCACACUAAAUAUGUUUUGGUUUGAAGGGCAAAGAGGUGGGAACUAUCAUAGAAAUGCUUCUGUUGCAAGAGGUCCAGAUGCUGCAGGCUCUACACCGGUCCCUGGCCAAAAGCAUCCCAGAAUCCCUAAAGGUGUAUGGCUCCAUUUUCCACAUCAAUCGAGGAAACCCCUUCAACUUGGAGGUUCUAGUGGACUCUUGGCCAGAGUAUCAGACCGUCAUUACCCGGGCCCCAAAAAAGAAAAUGACUGAUGAUAUGGAUCAUUACACAAAUACUUACCACAUCUUCACCAAAAUUCCUGAAAGAUUGCCAGAAAUACUGGAAUCCGAUAACAUCAUCAACUGGGAUCAGAUUCUCACUAUACAAGGUUGCCAACAAGGCUUGGAUGAAAAGAUAAAAAGUAUUGCAGCUUCAAAGGCAGUACAAAUAGAUUACUCCAAGAGAUUUCUCUAUGCCACAGAAGCAAUACUACAAUUAAAGUCUUCCAAUACAAGAAUGUUUGGGAGAUCCCAUGAAGAAAUUAUCCAAAAUACUGGAAAGUUUAGGAGCAAAGUUGGUAACCUCAAACCUACCUUAUUGGAUGUCUCCCAUUCUGAGCUGGUGAACAACAACUGGAAAUUUGGAAAGAAUGAGAAAAGCCUGAGAUAUAUCAAAAGCUGUAUCCAGAACUUUCCUGGAUAUUGUCUGCUCGAUUCUGAGGGGAAUCCCAUAACUUGGAGUGUGAUGGAAGCUACAUGUGAAUUAAGAAUGGCCUGUACCUUGCCAGGCUAUCGAGGCAUGGGCAUCUUAGGGGAGAUGAUGAAAGCAUAUAUGCAACAUCUUCAUCAGAAUGAGAUUCCUUUUUAUCUUCAUGUAGAAGAUAUGAAUAAGAAUUCCCACAAAGCAGUGAGGCGCCUUGGUUUUCGUGCCAUGCCUUGUGAAUGGCAUGAGUGGAAAAGCAUCCCAAUUAGAUUUCAGCAACUGCCCAAGUUCUAACUCGGGCUCCCAGUUUUGAGUUGUGCACUCCAUUUUGUAUUUUAUGCCUUAGGUACAGACAGGAUGUCCCUAUCUCAUCCAGGCUAGAAAUGCAACAUCAUUCAUGGUUCCAGCCCCUCUGCUGACAUGCACAGAAGCCUUGACCUGCUCCAUUUCUAACCUGGGCCAGUUCAUCCCUUCUUCAGCAUCUUUCUGGUCUGUGGAACUCAGAAGUCAGAAGGAGUUGAGCUCCUGCUCAAGCAAUCCACUAGACUCAGCCUUCCCUAAUCCAUGCUCUGCCAAGCCCAGCCUUCUUUUCCCAAUUUUAGCAUAGAUACUAGAGACAGCAUCCAUUGGGGUAAACCUUUGAAUAUUCAGGACAAUGGCCCUCAAUUCAUUAAGCCAGUUUUAUGGAGUUCAAAUAGUACCCAUACUUCAAACUAACUCCUUGGAAACCUCUCUGGCUGUCCUCCAUGGCUAGAAUACUCUCCCUUCAAUCUCUACCUGGUUUCCUUUAGGAGUGAGCUAAUGUCCCACCUUCUAUAAGAGUUCUCCCUCCAUCCCCCAUCAGUACAUUUUCCUUUCAGAUUACCUUCUAUUUGCUCUGUGUAAAUCUUGUGUUAAAUAUUAGCUCCCCUACUUGAAUUUUGAUUUGUUUAUUAUU